CAAAACGAGCACUCCCCACAUUUUAACCAAUCAGAAAAUCAUGGCGGACAAGUCACAUGACAAGUUGUCGUGGCGUACAAGUUGCUGAAGUGCGGCUUGCUACUGCUCGCCAUUGUUAGGACGGUGGAGAAAAACCCGUUGAAACGGGUUUCGUAGCCCACCAAAUCUCACAAUUUUUGUCUCGAUUGAAACAUAAAGGUUAAACCUCGACCAUGACCAUCAUACUUUUUCUCAUCGACACCAGUGCGUCGAUGAAUCAGCGCACUUAUCUCGGCACGUCGUUCUUGGACGUGGCGAAAGGAGCCGUCGAGCUCUUCAUGAAGUUUCGCUCCCGAGAUCAGGCAAGCAGAUGGGAUAGAUACAUGCUUUUGACGUUUGAAGAUCCACCCGCGAACAUCAAGGCUGGUUGGAAGGAAAGUCAUGCAACCUUCAUGAACGAACUAAAAAACCUGACAGCCACUGGACUGACUCCGAUGGGGCCCUCAUUGAAACAUGCGUUUGACCUCCUCAAUAUCAAUAGGAUGCAGAGUGGCAUAGACACAUAUGGACAGGGGCGAUGUCCUUUCUAUCUUGAACCAGCUGUGAUAAUCUUCAUAACAGACGGACAGAGGUUAACUGGCAUGAAUGGUGUCCACACAGAGCUAAACCUCCCCAUGCAUACGCCGGUACCUGGCAGUGAACUCACAAAGGAACCGUUCCGCUGGGAUCAACGCCUGUUUGGAGUCGUUCUGAAACUCCCCGGCACCCAGCCUUACGAACAAUGUCAGACAUUUAUUCCAUCAGCAGAGGACUCUCCUCUUGAUAUGAUGUGUGAGGUGACUGGAGGUCGUUCUUACGCUGUCUCCUCCCAGCGACAGCUGCUCCAGUGCCUGGAGUCCUUGCUGCAGAAAGCCAAGCCCGGUGUCGUGAUCAACUUUGAAAAAUACGGGCCGGAUCCUGUGGAUAACCUGGAAUUGAAUGGUAACUCUAAAGAAAAUCAAGAUACCAACAGCCAGGAUGUUCAAAACGGUCUCCUGACGACAAUACCCAACGAGGAUAAGGCUCGUCCGGUCACGCCAAUACCUAAUCAAAACAACAGCAACAGCAACACCGCCUGGCAUUGUUGUCGCCGUCUGCUCUAUGUUCAGCGCUCUGCCCAAAAUAAAGGUUACGCCAUUGGUCAUUGGCCAAUCCCUGAAUCGUUUUGGCCGGACCCAAAUAGUCCAAACUUGCCAGCCCGCUCAGCUCAACCUGUUGUCAAGUUUUGCUGCACCCCCUGUGAACCGAUGGUGAUAGAGAACAUGCCGUUCGACAAGUAUGAACUGGAACCAUCACCGUUGACGCAGUAUAUCUUAGAAAGGCGGCAAUCUAGCAUUUGUUGGCAGGUUUUCCUCCCCAACAGUGCCAAAUACAGUGAGCUGGGCUCACCGUUCGGCUACCUCAAGGCCAGUACGAAUCUGCAGUCUGUCAACCUGUUCGUCAUGCCAUACAAUUACCCAGUCUUGCUGCCUCUUCUUGAUGAAUUAUUCAAGGUCCACAAAAUUAAGCCCCCACCAACAUGGCGGCAGCGAUUUGACAACUACCUAAAAACAAUGCCAGCGUAUUAUGCUCAGAUGCUGCGGCGAGCUCUGGCCAGGAUGGGUACCCCAAGCCUCGUCCCCGACAACCUAGACAACAACCUCAGCUACAGUGUCAUAUCUUACCUCAAGAAGUUAAAAAAUCAAGCCAAGGUGGAAUACGAACGACUUGUUUCAUCCGUGGGGCAGAAAACGAUUAACGCGGAGGGAAUCAAAGUCCAGUCCAGAACGAAAACUUCCAUUUUAAAACGCAAGGAUUUCCACACGUUAUUAGCAAACGUUGGUGGCGAUAUGUCACUCUUGAAACAAGAAGUCAACGAGUUUACGAGUUUUACGAUCGGUGUCCCAGAUAAGGAAGUCAAACCUCAGUAUUAUAGGAACCCCUUUGAUAUACCAAGGAAAAUGUUACUCGAUCAGCUUGCCAGAAUGAGGGCAAAUCUUUUACAGACGUCGACGUUGGGAGCGAAACUUAUCGACGAAGACCAACUGCACAGUGUUCCAGUCCAACAGAUGGGCAACUACCAAGAGUACCUCAAGAAACAAUCAUCGCCGCUGCGUGAGAUUGAACCUGCCGCGGUCAGGCAACACUUGUUUGGCAAUCCAUUCAAAGUCAAUAAGAAUCUGAUGAUUGAUGAAGCAGACGAAGCGAUGCCUGGCCAGUCAACGCGGAGCAGACGAUCACCCUCGCAGGACAGCUCCCCAGGAUCGCAUGGCCCCAAGAGGCGGAAGCCAGGCCCCCUGCCACGAGACACGCCAAUCAGGAGACCAUCACAAUCGUCUGCUGGAUCAAUAUCAGGGGACUCGGAUGUGGAAAGUUUGCCCGGCAGUCCAAAACCUGGAACAAAUGACGACGAUGUUUUGAUAAUUGAGCCGGAGAACGUAACUAACAACCACAACCACAACCAUGAGGAGGACGAGGACAAUAACGGCGCUCUUGAAGAGGUGGACGACCUCGUUAUCGAUGAGGAUUCUGGGAUAAAUAGUGACGUCGAUCAAAUUGAUGAGGACAAUGUUAAACAUGUUGAUGUGAAGAAAGUGAAUCCGAAAAAGUUGUGGUUGAUCCAUGAACAUAAUAUGAAUGUGAAGCGCAGGGUCUGCAAGCAGAUUAGGAAACCAGGCAGAUGCUAUGAUGCGCUCUUCAAGGAAAUGUCGGCGAUGCGUGGAAACGUCGAGGUCAAGGUGUCGUUUAUACGCGAAAUGGCCUUCGAGGCCGCGCGGUUCAAAAAGAAACUGUUAGUGGAGAUGAUUGAACAGUACGAGAGAUCGUUUGUACGAUUAGAUACAAAGAAAAAACUUAAGGAUAGGACGAUGAACUCUUCGGCGCAAUCUCUGUUGCCUGUGAAUACGACGCAGGUGGUUCCAGCAAGAUAGGUGGAAUCAAACUGAUGACACGGAAGUGUUGACAUUGAUUGAGAAGUUUGACGUCUGCUUGAUUUUGAAAGUGACAAUCGCCAUUCCUUUCACUGCCGUACUGUUGGCUCUCUGUUGCUACAAAUACAACACAAUCCCUAUUGAUGUUUACUAUGUGGGGGGGGGGGGUCACAUAGUUACUCUUUAUUGGUCCCUUUCAAAGUUCAUGUGCUGCACUCGACUGUACAUGUACAUGUGCAUUUUACAGCGCAGACGUAUUGGAUGGCAAGCAUGUGGUUUGCGACGACAGAAUGAUGUUGUUGUGUCAAUGAAA
Messenger RNA from Lineus longissimus, 3240 nucleotides. RefSeq names its product integrator complex subunit 6-like. The transcript has 16 exons. Gene Ontology annotation, cellular component: integrator complex. Lineage: Eukaryota; Metazoa; Nemertea; Pilidiophora; Heteronemertea; Lineidae. The coding region runs from base 213 to 2927 and encodes 904 amino acids. The record is from RefSeq and is a predicted model, not a curated record. Gene Ontology annotation, biological process: snRNA 3'-end processing.